CUCGCUUUUAUCUUUUGUUAUUUGUUGUAAACCAUGCGCCAUAGAUCGGAUAUUGAUGAAGAGGAGGGCGAAAUUAGCGACAGACCAACCAACGCAGGCCGCCAGUCCCCACACAACGACUAUGCGCGACCAACUGGCAGUCGCAGCCACAAACACAGUCGCAGUCGCGAGCGCGAGCGUAGCUAUGGCCAUGCCAGAGGUCGUAGUCGCAGUCGAAGUCCAGCGCGCGAUCGUAAACGACAUGUCAGCUUCAAGCCCGAUACCACUAUAGACAAAGUGACUAAGGAAGCAUCAGCACUAACAACAUCAUCGAGGGUCACUGAACCUAUCACGGUAAAUACUGAACACGAAAUUGACUUGACACUAUCGUUUGAAAAAGACGAAGAGGCAGAGCUGGAGAGAUUGCGUGAGGAGCGGCGUCGCCGGCGCAAGGAGAUUCUCCAAACAUACGAAUGUCAGACUGAUGCUCAAAAUUCAACUGUUGCUGAAACUGUUAGAGAAGUGCCGGUUUUUGGUUUGGAGAAGAAGGGAGGGGGGGACGGCGCAGCACAAAAAGCAACAGCAGCAACGGCAGCAGGUGGUUGUGAUGGCGUUUUGGCUGCCGACUAUGAUCCCAAUAAAGACUCGAAGGCGGAUGAUGUGCGUCACAGGAUGCUGGCGCAGGCCACGACCACGGCAACUGCUGUUUCUGUCGCUGAUCCUGCCGCUGGUAAAGGUACUGGCGACGCUUCUGAUGAUGACGAUUUUGAUAUGUUUGCCGAUGACGACGUGAUUGCCAUCAAGGCGCCCGCAGCCAAAACCAACCCCACAGCCUCUGCGUCAGCGCCAGCGACAGCCGACACCUAUGACGACCCCGACGGCUACUACCGCACAAUCGUUGGCGAGCUCCUGGACGGCCGCUACCUGGUGCAAGCCUUCCUCGGACAGGGUGUGUUCAGCUCCGUCGUCCGGGCUAUCGACACGCAGAACAACGAUGCACCGGUGGCGAUCAAGAUUAUCCGCCAGAACGAGCUCAUGCGCAGGGCCGGCAUCAAGGAGCAGCGCAUCCUCGAGAGGCUCGAGCAGGCCGAUCCGUCGGGCAAAAUGCACGUUGUGCGCCUGUUGGGGAACUUUUUGCACCGCGGCCACAUGUGUCUGUGCUUUGAGCUCAUGAGCUUGAACUUGCGCGAGGUCGUGCGCAAGUACGGGCGCGACUCCGGGCUGAGUCUAGAGGCGGUGCGUGUCUACGGGAUGCACCUGCUUCUGGCCCUGGAUCUUCUGCGCGGCUGCGGUAUCAUCCAUGGUGACCUCAAACCCGAUAACUGCUUUGUGUCGGAGCAGCGCAACAAUGUCAAGCUGGGCGAUCUAGGGUCGGCCUGCGAUGUGACGGAGAAUGAAAUCACCCCGUAUCUUGUCAGUCGGUUCUACCGCGCGCCAGAGAUCAUCUUGGGAAUGGCCUACGGCCAGGCGAUCGACGUUUGGUCGCUGGGCGCGACGCUCUUUGAGUUGUAUACGGGCAAGAUAAUGUUCCCUGGGCACAAUAACAACCAUAUGCUGCAGCUGAUGAUGGAGACCCGCGGCCAGUUCUCCAAUCGCAUACUGCGUCGGGGCCAAUACUGGCAGCAGCACUUCGAGGACAACGGCGGCGGCAUUAUGGACCUGGUCAGUCGCUCAGUCGAUGAGCUGUCGGGCACAGACGCUGUCCAGCGCAUUCGGAUUUCAAAGCCCACGCUGGACAUCAAAACGCGCGUUUUGCAGGCCACUCCGGCGGGGUCUUCACAGGAGGAGAUCCAACAAGCGCUCCAGUUUGCCAGUCUGCUGGACCGAUGCUUGGAGCUCAGCCCCGAGAAGCGCGUCACGCCGAUUGAGGCCCUGCGCCAUCCCUUUUUCUUGCAGCGCUAAGCGUAAAUAAAGCAAUUCGUUUU
Molecule: messenger RNA, 1904 nt
Organism: Kickxella alabastrina
Lineage: Eukaryota; Fungi; Kickxellomycota; Kickxellomycetes; Kickxellales; Kickxellaceae
Product: kinase-like domain-containing protein
Exons: 1
Coding region: 34-1881 (615 amino acids)
Biological process (GO): peptidyl-serine phosphorylation; peptidyl-threonine phosphorylation
Molecular function (GO): ATP binding; protein serine/threonine kinase activity
Source: RefSeq, a predicted model, not a curated record